AUGAUGAUGUACCUUCAGUGCUUGGGCUUCUCCCCGACCCAUGCUGCCAGCUUGCUGACGGUGAUGUCAGUUGGACGCAUUUGUGGUAGCCUUCUUGGAGGAUUCCUGGGUGAUCGCUUUGCUUCUUGGUCUCCUCUGCAUGGGCGUGCGCUGGUGGGGCAGAUGUCGAUUGUGCUCGGAGCGAUCCCACUGUGCUGGGUGCUGUGGUUCUACCCACGUGCAGGAAGCCCUACACCAGUGCUCGCUGCGGCCCUGUUUUCGUUUUCGCUCCUGGCACUGUGGUGCAAUCCAGGCGUCGACCGGCCACUUUGGUCAGAGUUGGUGCCAGCUUACUGUCGUGGCAAGAUCAUCGGUUGGUGGAGGACGAUAGCUGAGACCUGUGGCACCAUCUUUGGAGGGCCAUUGGUGGGCUACAUUUCCGUGGCCAUCCUGGGCUACAAGCCUAGCCAGGACCUCCAGCAAGGGAAUGCCGAGUCCCUGGGUACUGCGAUGUUGGUCUGCACCAUGCUCCCAUGGGCUUUUUGCUUGUGUUGCUACUCGGCCAUCCACUGCACCUACCCUAAGGAUUGCCGGAGCGAGGUGAGCCGACUUCUGCCAAAGAGUUGA
Messenger RNA from Durusdinium trenchii, 606 nucleotides. The record is from the annotation of a GenBank genome assembly. Lineage: Eukaryota; Dinophyceae; Suessiales; Symbiodiniaceae.